UGGGGACGAUUUCUAGCGGCGGCCCUUCUGCGCAGGCGCGAAUAAUGCCGUCCUCUUCCAUCGCAUAGACCAGCGACAAAAUGAAGCUCGAGCUGUGCAAUUACAGUGGGUAUAAAAUCUACCCAGGCCACGGCAAGCGCUAUGUGCGACAAGACGGCAAGGUGUUCAACUUCUUAAACAAGAGAUGUGAGCGUGCCCUUCUCAUGAGACGUAACCCCCGUGAGGUGACCUGGACUGUUCUGUAUCGCCGCAAGCACAAGAAAGGCACUCAGGAAGAAGUGUCCAAGAAGCGCACCCGCCGUAAUAUCAAGUUCCAGAGGUCUGUACAGGGUGCGUCUCUUGACAACAUCCUCGCCAAGAGAAACCAGAAGCCUGAGGUCCGCAAGGCGCAGAGAGAGCAAGCUAUCAGGGCAGCGAAAGAAAAGCAGAGAGCAAAGGCAUCUACUAAAAAGCCAACCACUGCCCAGCCCGCUGCCCAACGACAGAAGGCUCAGAAGAAUGUCAAGCAGAUGGCUGCCAAGCCGCGUGUGGGAGGCAAGCGAUAAGCUUGGCACUGCUCUGUAAAUUACCCUAAUAAAACUCUGCUCAAAA
Messenger RNA from Nematostella vectensis (starlet sea anemone), 591 nucleotides. Its product is annotated as 60S ribosomal protein L24. The transcript has 5 exons. Gene Ontology annotation, molecular function: mRNA binding; structural constituent of ribosome. Gene Ontology annotation, cellular component: cytosolic large ribosomal subunit. Gene Ontology annotation, biological process: cytoplasmic translation. NCBI's taxonomy places the organism in Eukaryota, Metazoa, Cnidaria, Anthozoa, Actiniaria, Edwardsiidae. The record is from RefSeq and is a predicted model, not a curated record. Bases 81 to 545 code for a protein of 154 amino acids.